Molecule: messenger RNA, 2287 nt
Organism: Harpia harpyja (harpy eagle)
Lineage: Eukaryota; Metazoa; Chordata; Aves; Accipitriformes; Accipitridae
Gene: ERICH6B
Product: glutamate rich 6B
Exons: 14
Source: RefSeq, a predicted model, not a curated record
AUGUCUAAUGGAUGCAAGCUGUCAGGGCCUGGCAGUAACCAGUCCCAACCAAAAAUAUUUCCCCCUGGGACUGGUUCAUCAGAUUCCAGCUCUGCUCUCACAGUGGAAAAUGUGAAAAGGCUGGAAAAGGAGUACAUGACUUCUAAAGAAGCCUUCAAUAAGCAGAGAAUACAAGAUUAUAUUAAGCAGACUAAUCUUACUCACUUCAACAAAGACACAACUAGGAAAAGCAGCACAGAGCUUGUCUGGGAAGCAGAGCCUGAAGGAUCCUCCUCAUCCUUUCCUGCAAAGCAGAGUGAAAAUAGCAAAGGAGUUUGCUGGAAGACCUCUGAAGAAAUUUCAAGGAAAGAUAAGCUAUUAACAGCACCAGCGACAGAUUCCCUGUCAGCUCAGCCCACUGGCUCUAAGCGGAAGGAAUCCAAACAGCGUGUAGACAUCUAUCCUGUCUCCUGCCACAGCAGAAGGCACGACAUGGAAGAUGAGAUGACCCAGACGGAGUGGAGCUAUUCAGAUGAGUCCCUGGCUGCCAGGAAGGACGGUAAAUUCAUUUAAAGCUGCCCUGCUGUUUCAGUAAUAGGAGAGAAGAGCUCAGAGGCUGUGGGUGGCGGGAGCAGCCUUAAGCCCACAGAAGACCAAGCCGUGGAAGUGCUCUCCAGGGACACCGAGGUGUACUCCAAGGCUGGAGAUAAGGAGGAACCAACCGAAACCAAGGAAGAGGCAGCGGCCGAGGAUGGAGAGGAGAAUAGCCAAGCAGGACUGUAUGAGCAAGCUUCACGGGAGCCUGUUGAGCUUGCCCAAGGGAGUCCAAGGCUGGAGUUAGACGAGGAGCCGCUGUCCACGGGAGGAGAGUGUGAGGAUGACGGGAUGGCUGUGACUGCCCUCCACCUGGGUGAGACCGCCUGGACCAAUGACUCUGCAAAGUGCACCUUUUGCAGCGCUCCUGAAAAGCCGAUCCCAACAGUGGUGGAUCUGAAGGAACAGCCCCAGGAAAAUCUCUUUUGCUGCAGGAGAUAUAAGGAAGUGUUUGACGCUGUCAUCCAAGAGCUGAUGAGUGAAGAUGAAGUGGAGGAAGAGCUGGACACAGCUCCCUGUGCCGACCCUUCCCAAGCUGAGCUGAGGAGCAGCAUCAAGAAGAAACUGCUGCAACAGUUAGGCGAAGGAGGCUUUGAGAGCUACAGGGAAAUAUUCCAGCAGUAUCUGAGAUUUGUUGCCUGGACCAGAAUCUCGUUCAGACUCUCAGAACAAAACAAAUAUGCUGUCAGACUGAAAACUGUCCCUUUCAAAAAGCACCGACUGACAUCAGCACCUCCAGAAGACCUGCUGGAGCCAGACAGCGAGUUUGUUGCAGAGCACUUAAAGCACUGCCGUUCUCCUGAGCCCGUAAGACGACGUUAUCCUGACGGACAGACAUUUUUCCUCUUGUUCCUGGAUGGAAGCGGUCAGGUUUACUACCCGUCGGGCAACUUGGCCAUUCUCAUCACGUUCACCAAGGAAGCUCUGUUCACCUAUUGCAUCCUGGAGGACAGCAGGUACCCAGAGAUCAGGGCUGCCUUCGGGAGCCACGGCCACGGGCUCUGCUUCCACCCCGACGGCCACCUCUGGGCUGCCCUGGAUCCUUGCACCGCGAUCUGCUUGGACCGGGCAGGGAACAGUCAGAAGCGCUGGAAGUGGCAUGACUUCAGCCACCACACUCACAGCCCUCCUUUCCAGCCCAUCACCAUGAAACUGAACGGCCACCUCACUGUUAAAAUCCUGGCUCAGGAUCAAAUCCACUUAUUGUUCACCAGCCGCAGCGAUCGUAUUCGUUUCAACGUGGGGUCCCGGCUCAAGUUAAAAGACCCAGAGACAAGUCACCUGCUGAAGCCGCCAGAAAGCCAAGAGGAGCUCUUCCUUCAGUCUAAAAAGAUUCAGCUCAGGAACCUGCUGUUCAAAAUACAGACAGCGUUGCGAUGCUUUUGGCAACCCCUCUCUCAGUGAUAUCACACCUCGUGUUUCAUCGUCUUCUAUCUGCACGAAAUACCGAAAUGAAGGUCUUAAGACUCGCAGCAAGCAGUUACAUCAGCAUUUCAGAUCAACUUUGCCUUCACCAAGGAGGUAACGGUCACUUUGUGAUAAAAAUAAAGCUCCUUUUUUCAAGUUCCCAAUGCCCAUCUCCCUGUACAUCAAGUCCUUGUAACACCAAACUCAUCUCGGUUGAAAGCACUUGAUGGAUCCUGGUACGAUCAGUGGGGUCAUACGCCGAAAUGUGCAGUACUUCGAAGGAGAUGGCUUCAUUCCUACAGCUGAU